Cryphonectria parasitica EP155 is the source of this 1398-nucleotide messenger RNA. RefSeq lists its product as uncharacterized. Gene Ontology annotation, molecular function: sulfite transmembrane transporter activity. Gene Ontology annotation, cellular component: plasma membrane. The coding region runs from base 1 to 1398 and encodes 465 amino acids. The record is from RefSeq and is a predicted model, not a curated record. Gene Ontology annotation, biological process: sulfite transmembrane transport; transmembrane transport. The transcript is spliced from 2 exons. NCBI's taxonomy places the organism in Eukaryota, Fungi, Ascomycota, Sordariomycetes, Diaporthales, Cryphonectriaceae.
AUGGAGCGCGAUGGGGAAGAACUCGAGCGGGUAGCCUCCAACAAUCCCGCCAUGACAGCGCCUAUGACCUCAGCAAUCUCGAGCCGCAACGAUGACUCGGAUGGGCACAUGGAGGUUUCCAACCCAGCAGGCGACACUGAAGGCCUGGAUAUGACUUCGGACGCAGAAGGAAACCAAUUCGUUUCCAAGUAUGAUCGGGGCUGGCGUCGCGUCGUCCGAAACUUCUCCCCCUCUUGGUUCAGCACGACGAUGGGCACAGGUGUUGUUUCUCUGCUCCUCAUCACGAUCCCCUUCCAGGCCACCUGGUUAUAUUGGCUAUCGGUAAUAUUCUUCGUGCUCAACAUCAUCAUCUUCGCCACCGCUCUAAUCAUCUCCAUCUUGCGGUACGUCGUCUACCCCGAGAUAUGGACGGUGAUGAUCCGCGAUCCUACGAACUCCCUCUUCCUGGGCACCAUCCCCAUGGGCUUUGCAACCUUGGUAGAGAGCUGGUACGUCCUCUGCUGCCCGUACUGGGGCCACUGGUCUGUGAUCCUAGCCUGGGUCGCCUGGAUGAUCGACAGCGUAGCGGCAUUCGCCGUGACCGUCAGCCUCAUGUUCCUACUCAUGUCUGAGAGCCACCAGAACCAGUUGGACCGCAUCACGGCCGCCCAGCUGCUCCCCAUCGCGGCGACCAUCGUGGCCUCGGGCGCGGGUGCCGAGGUCGCCGAGCUGCUGCUUCACAUCGGCCUGCCUGACCACGCGCUGGGCACAUUGAUCACCAGCUACGUCAUGUGGGGGAUGGCGACGCCCUUCGCAAUGGCCGUGCUCGUCAUGUACUACCAGCGCCUGGCCCUGCACAAGCUGCCCCCGCGCGAGAUCAUCGUGAGCAGCUUCCUGCCCCUGGGGCCGCUAGGCAUGGGAGGCUACACCAUCUUCUACCAGGGCAGGGUAGCGCGCGAGCUGCUGCCGCAGGUAGAGGUGCUCGCGCACGUCCCCGCCGCCGGCGAUAUGCUGUAUGUGAUGGGCUUGCUGGUGGCGCUGGUCAUGUGGGGGUUCGGGAUUGUGUGGAUGCUGUUUGCGCUGGCUGCCAUCUGGUCUGCGAGGCCGUUCCCGUUCAACAUGGGUUGGUGGGGGUUCACGUUCCCUCUCGGCGUGUUCUCUAUCAGUACCAUAACCUUUGGCACAGAGCUGCCCAGCAUGUUCUUCAAGGUCCUGGGCACAAUGUUCAGCGUGGCGGUCAUCUUAUUGUGGUGUGUGGUUGCUGCAGGUACGGCAAGGGGAGCCUGGAGCGGUAAGCUCUUUUAUGCGCCAUGCUUGAGAAAUUUGCCACAGGUCCAACAGGAGGAGGAACUGCCACAGGCUCAGCAGAGGAAGAGGCUAGCAAUAGAAAGAGAUGGCGACUCAAAGGAGGGUGGUUAG